UUUAUCAGUAUAAAUCAAGAGACAAUAACUUUUAUGCUCUUCUUAGCAAGAAGAGCUAAUGACGGGAAACAAGAUGUUAUGGGAUUUCCUUUUCAGAUUCAUUCCUGUUUUAUUUCUUACAGCGGUUUAUGCUCAGGAUCAAUCAGGCUUCAUUAGCAUAGACUGUGGUUUACCAGCAAACUCUAGCUAUACUGAUGAAACAACGAGCCUGAAUUACAUUUCAGAUGCAUCAUUCAUCGACGUUGGUAUCAUUACAACCAUAACGCCUAAAGUCACUACAAAUAGCACGGACCGCCAGCAAUUGUCUGUUAGGAGCUUUCCUGAAGGUGACAGAAAUUGUUUUAAUGUAGAACUUGCUAAAAACACUAAAUAUUUGAUCAGAGCAAUUUUCGCGCAUGGAGACUACGACGGAUCCAAUGAGCUACCAGAAUUUGAUCUGCAUCUAGGACCUAACAAAUGGGUUACCGUGAAAAUCUUGAAUGCUAGCAUUCCUGUAAUUAAAGAAAUCAUACAUACACCUACAUUGAACUAUAUUCAUAUCUGUCUGGUAAAUACCGACUCUGGGAUGCCUUUCAUAUCAGCACUAGAGUUGAGGCCCUUAAAAAAUACAACAUAUGUAGCGCAAUCUGGAGCACUGGUGAAAUCCACACGGUUGGAUUUGGGUUCUCUAACAAAUAAAACUGUCAGGUAUCCUGAUGAUGUCUUUGACCGUAUCUGGACCCCUGAUCAUUUCCACAAAUGGACAGAUUUGAGUACUCCAGAUACCGUUGAUGCUCAAAAUCACAUUGAUUUCCAGCCACCAUCAGUUGUAAUGAGGACUGCAAACAUGCCAACCAAUGCUAGUGAAAACAUGGAGUUCUAUAUAGACAUUGACGAUACAACUUCACUAUUUUAUGUCUACAUGCACUUUGCUGAAAUCGUAGAGCUUCAAGCUAACCAAUCCCGUCUAUUCAACAUUUCUCUGAAUGGAACAAUCUGGUAUGGACCUGUGAUUCCUAAUCAUUUGUCCUCAGGCACCGUCUAUAGUCAAUUUCCCAUCAUUGGAGGAAAUAAUAUGUUCUCACUCUUUAAAAUCGAAGGUUCAACCCUGCCACCCCUCCUCAAUGCGAUUGAAAUAUAUUUCGUUGUUGAUCUCUCUCAAUCAGAAACAGACCAAGAUGAUGUUGAUGCUAUCAUGAAAAUCAAGUCAACAUAUGGAAUUACAAAAAACUGGCAAGGAGAUCCAUGUGCUCCUCAAGCUUAUGUGUGGCAUGGUCUAAAUUGCAGCUACAGUGACGAUGAUCCACCUACAGUCAAAUCCUUGAAUUUAUCUUCUAGCGGAUUGAGAGGAGAGAUAGUUUCUGAAAUAGCCAACCUCAGAUCAUUGGAAUUGUUGGACUUGUCAAACAAUAGCUUGUCAGGUUCAUUGCCUGAUUUUCUUUCUCGAAUGACAUCCUUGAAAGUCCUAAACUUGACGGGAAACAAGCUCACAGGUACCAUUCCGGCUGACCUCUUUGAAAGAUCGCAACAGGGUUCGCUAUUGCUAAGUGUUAGCGGAAAUCCAGAACUCUGUCCAUCAGUUUCAUGCACGAAAAAGAAGAAAAGUGUUGUUGUUCCAGUGGUGGCUUCAGUUGUUGCAUUUUUCAUUUUAGCAGCUGCAUUGGUAGUCAUUUUACGCUACUUCUUUGUACGUUCACAAGCCAAGACUAAUGAAGCUAAAAUAAGUUAUGAAACAAAUGAUGAACCAUUAGUGGAGUCGAAGAAACGACAAUUUUCCUACUCUGAAAUUCUCAAGAUUACAAAUAACUUCGAUAAGAUUCUUGGUAAGGGAGGUUUUGGAACAGUCUACCAUGGCACCUUAAAUGAUGGUACACAAGUAGCUGUCAAGGUUCUUUCUCUAUCCUCAGCUCAAGGGUACAAGGAGUUCCAAGCAGAGGUGAAGCUUCUUCUGAGAGUUCAUCACAGGAACUUGACUACCCUUGUAGGGUACUGCAAUGAAGGCACCAAUUUGGGGCUUAUCUAUGAGUACAUGGCUAAUGGAAACUUAGAAGACUAUCUCUCAGAUAGCUGUCUGAAUACCUUAAGUUGGGAGAUAAGACUUCGAAUAGCAACCGAAGCAGCACAAGGAUUGGAAUAUCUUCAUAACGGUUGUAAGCCACAAAUUGUGCACAGAGACGUGAAGACAACAAACAUUUUACUAAAUGAUAAAUUCCAAGCCAAACUAGCUGAUUUUGGGUUGUCAAGAAUUUUCCCAGUUGACGGUAGCACACAUAUAUCAACUGUUGUUGCUGGCACUCCUGGCUACCUUGAUCCUGAGUACUACGUAAACAACUGGUUAACAGAUAAAAGUGAUGUCUUUAGCUUUGGGGUUGUUCUUUUGGAGAUCAUCACAGGAAGACCUGCGAUAGCUCAAACCCGUGAAAGGACUCACAUUAGCCAAUGGGUUAGCUCCAUGCUUGAAAAAGGAGACAUUCACGGCAUCGUCGACCCAAGGCUAAACGGGGAUUUCGAGAUUAAUUCUGUAUGGAAAGCUGCGGAAUUAGCAAUGGGCUGUGUGUCUGCAUCUUCUGCUAGAAGGCCGACAAUGAAUCAAGCGGUGGUGGAGUUGAAUGAUUGUUUAAAGAUAGAGAUGGGUCGAACAAGGGAAGGACAGAGCAGUCAAUCAUUCAACUCUAAUUCUAUUGAGUUGAUGACUGUGAAUGUGCACACUGAGGCAUCUCCUCUUGCAAGAUAGUUUUAAAGUCUCAAUGGAUUUGUUCAAAGGUUAGUACGUUCUGUUCUGCCACCCACAUGAAAUUGCUUCAACAUUUUGCCAUAAGUGGCUUCUUUUUUUGUUACUAAAUUGAUUUAUUUGUAUUGUAACAUAUUUGUGUAUUUAGAUACAAGCACACAGGCAUAAUUAUUUUGGCAUAAGUACUCUUUGGUAAUUAAGAAAUCACAUGUGCACAGGGAGUGCGUAGAACUGUUAAUGGGCCUGAUAGUGUUUGUGACGAAGGCACGUAGCCCAUGAAUAUCUACAUUUACCCAAGAUAUGUGUAUAAGAUAGUGAGCUUCUAGGCCAUGAGUAUUAAUGGGCCUUAACAGAAUCUGAAAUACUAAUUAGAUAAUUUUGCAACUGUAUGAAGUGAGCUCCAUUUUAUUUGAA
Molecule: messenger RNA, 3124 nt
Organism: Ricinus communis (castor bean)
Lineage: Eukaryota; Viridiplantae; Streptophyta; Magnoliopsida; Malpighiales; Euphorbiaceae
Product: LRR receptor-like serine/threonine-protein kinase IOS1
Exons: 12
Coding region: 59-2713 (884 amino acids)
Biological process (GO): protein phosphorylation
Molecular function (GO): protein kinase activity; ATP binding; protein binding
Source: RefSeq, a predicted model, not a curated record